This is a messenger RNA of Arabidopsis thaliana (thale cress), 2501 nucleotides long. Its product is annotated as O-Glycosyl hydrolases family 17 protein. The transcript is spliced from 2 exons. Lineage: Eukaryota; Viridiplantae; Streptophyta; Magnoliopsida; Brassicales; Brassicaceae. Bases 341 to 1816 code for a protein of 491 amino acids. The record is from RefSeq and is marked reviewed. Gene Ontology annotation, biological process: carbohydrate metabolic process. Gene Ontology annotation, molecular function: glucan endo-1,3-beta-D-glucosidase activity; hydrolase activity, hydrolyzing O-glycosyl compounds. Gene Ontology annotation, cellular component: plasma membrane; membrane.
GUCGGUUUCUGUUUCAAAGGCCGGUUUUGACUCUGUUUCUCCUUCUUCUUCCUUCUAUAGUCUCUCUUACCUAUUUGAUCUCCUCUUCCUUCUUUCUUUCCUUCACUCAGAUUUUUGUCAGCUUAAACAAAUCAUUUCUAUUCUUUAUUCGAAUCAUCGAGCUACAACAAACAAACAGAACACAAAACACACCAAAAAAUAUUUAUAUAUCUCUUACACUUCUUCCAAUUCUUCUCCCAUCAGAUUCUUCUUUCAAACUUUAAAACUUUUCCAAGAUUUCUUUUUUUCUAAUACCAAGCACAAAAUUUUCCCGGAAAAAACAGAGGAAAACAAAGGAAAAAUGAAUUAUCGACGAAAACAGAGUGCUAUAACUAACUCUGCCGUUGUCUUUAUCAUCAUCUCCGCCGUAUGUUUUCUCUCCGGCGGUGUCUCUGGUUUGGGAGUAAACUGGGGAACAAUGGCGAGUCAUCAGUUACCGCCGAAGACGGUGGUGGAGAUGCUUAAAGACAACAAUAUACAGAAAGUGAAGUUGUUCGAUGCCGACACAAACACCAUGGGAGCUCUCGCCGGCUCCGGCGUCGAAGUGAUGGUGGCUAUCCCUAAUGAUCUGCUCCUAGCGAUGGGAAACUAUCAAAGAGCUAAAGAUUGGGUCCAAAGAAACGUCUCUAGAUUCAACUUUAACAACGGCGUUAAGAUCAAAUACGUUGCAGUGGGGAACGAACCGUUCUUGACAGCGUACAACGGAUCAUUCAUAAACCUAACGUACCCAGCACUCUUCAACAUCCAAACCGCUUUAAACGAGGCUGGAGUUGGUGAUUUUACCAAAGCCACCGUUCCUUUAAACGCCGACGUUUACAAUUCUCCUCCGGACAAUCAAGUCCCAUCCGCCGGAAGAUUCCGUUCCGACAUUAUCCAAGAAAUGACACAAAUCGUUAACUUCCUCGCACAGAACAAAGCUCCUUUCACAGUCAACAUUUAUCCUUUCCUCAGUCUCUACUUAAGCAGCGACUUUCCUUUCGAAUACGCUUUCUUUGACGGCCAAAACACCGUUAACGAUAACGGCGUUAUCUACACGAACGUCUUCGACGCUAGUUUCGACACGCUUUUAGCUUCUUUAAACGCGUUGAAUCACGGUAACAUGGAAGUGAUUGUUGGAGAAGUUGGUUGGCCUACGGAUGGUGACAAGAACGCAAACGUUCCAAACGCGGAACGGUUUUAUUCCGGUUUGCUUCCGCGGUUGGCGAACAACGUUGGAACUCCUAUGCGUAAAGGUUACAUUGAGGUUUAUCUUUUCGGAUUUAUCGAUGAAGAUGCGAAAAGUGUAGCGCCAGGGAACUUCGAACGUCAUUGGGGGAUAUUUAAAUUUGAUGGCCAACCGAAAUUCCCGGUAGAUUUUCGUGGACAAGGUCAGAAAAAGUUCUUAACGGGAGCUCAAAACGUUCAGUACUUUCUGAACCAGUGGUGUAUGUUUAAUCCUAAUGGUCGUGGUAAUAUGAGUAGGCUCGGAGAUAAUAUAAACUACGCGUGUUCGCAUUCGGACUGUACCGCUUUAGGUUAUGGAUCAUCUUGUGGCAAUCUUGAUGCGAAUGGAAACGCAUCUUACGCGUUUAAUAUGUAUUUCCAAGUGCAAAAUCAGGAAGCUCAGGCGUGCGAUUUUGAAGGGCUUGCAACGAUUACUACUCAAAAUAUAUCUCAAGGACAAUGUAAUUUUCCAAUUCAGAUUGGAGAGCCAUCUUCUGGUCAUUAUGAUUAUAGCUAUGGUUCGAUGGUUAGGUUGUGUUUGGUGAUGAGUGGCUUGGUCUUUCUUCUCAUAUAGAACAAUGAGAUUAUAGUAUUUGAUUUGUUGUAUAUGACUGAUUUAUUCUUGGUUCAUCAAUCAUUUGAAGGUUUUGUUCCAUCGGAUCAAAUUCAUAACAUAUUUUUUUCUUUUUGUUUGACUUCUUGCUGACUAAUUAACUUUGAUAUUCCUCGGUCUGUUUUUUAAUAAAGGAUUAAAGAGAUAAGAAGAGUACACAAACCUUAACAAAAUAACGUAAUAGAUAAUUAAACGUAUAGGGAUGUUGUAACGUUAUGAUAAGAAGAGUACACAAACCCUAAUUCUUAUCUCCGAGAACAGAGCACAUAAAGCAGAGCUUGAGGUUGUAUUUGACUGGUUAUUGAUACAUGGAUUAUUGAUGUUUCUUUUCAUCAGAUCAAAUCCAACGUUUGAAAUUUGAAAGCUUUUGAUUUUAUAAGAAGACUAAUAACCACUCUCUUUCUUUACAAGAGACAGCCACCAUUAGCCAUGAUGACUUGACCGUUGAUCCAUUCGCCAGCAUCACUGGCUAAGAACCCAACAACAGGUGCGAUGUCUUUGGUCUCACCGAUCCUACCAAAUAAGUUCUGUGACUUAACUUUCUCAACAAUCUCAUUGCUCAAUCCUGUGUAAAACAUUUCUGUGGCGACGGGACCCGGAGAAACACAGUUAACUGUGAUCUCUGUUCCUUUGAGCUCUUUUGCAA